Molecule: messenger RNA, 796 nt
Organism: Zea mays
Lineage: Eukaryota; Viridiplantae; Streptophyta; Magnoliopsida; Poales; Poaceae
Exons: 1
Coding region: 63-287 (74 amino acids)
Source: RefSeq, marked predicted
CGCAGCUCAGUCUCGUCCAUCCAGUGCUGUAGAAUUUUCUUUGGUCUGUUGGCAAGGCAGCCAUGAAACCCCCUCAGCUGCCGGCAGGGGAGGGGGCCUCCUGGGCUCACGAGGUCAAGCAGGCCCUCCGUGAGAAACUCCGGCGCUCCUACGGCGCCGGAGCUGCCUCCGCCACACCGGAGGCCAGGCCGGCCGGCGAACCAAGCCGUGGCGCUGAGUGCCGCGGCUCGGCGGCCGAGGACCCCAUAAGGAGAGUCAUGUUCUUGGCUCCCUGGGGUCACACAUAAGAACACAAACCGGCCGGCCGAGAUCUGGGCAUGCAAGCUUGCAUGGCCAUGUCUUGGUCAGUCAGAUCUGCAAACAACCAAACUGUAAAAAAGAACUGGAGCCUGUCUUGUAAAUCAUGGAGCUUGCUGCUGCUUGCACCCAUGAAAAACAUGAACGCAUGGAGAGCUGGUUAACUAGCUAGGUAGAUAGAUAUAUCAUAUAUGGGUAUGAUGGUGUGGAUGAGAAUAAAAAACAAGGUACGUAGUCCAUGUCUCUGGUCUUGGGGAGUGGCUGUGAGCCUGUGAGAUCCUGGGAAGUUCAUGCAUGGCAUGAGUCAUGGGUGUGGUGGGCUCAAGAGGGAGAUCUGAAACUUGUGUAGCCACUACGAACUUGUUUUCCAGAAAUCUUGUAAGUAGGGGAGCCUGUGAAUAAUCUAGAAAACAAAUCUUCCUGCUCUGCGUGUCCACCUUUGCUUCCAGGUUCAGAAGAUUCUUCUUCUAGUGGUGAUGCUUUAUCUCUAUGCUCUGUC